Messenger RNA from Anisakis simplex (herring worm), 897 nucleotides. The record is from the annotation of a GenBank genome assembly. Lineage: Eukaryota; Metazoa; Nematoda; Chromadorea; Rhabditida; Anisakidae.
AUGGCAGAUUUCAUGCACGACGAAAAGCAUUUCGUCAUUGACAUGUCAACACCAGAAAGUCUUGAGAGGGAUUUUUACGCUUGGUUAAAUGGUGAUUUCGAAUCGAUGCUUCAUCAUUCCUAUCAGCACAAUCACGAGAAUGCAGCGACGAUGAUCGCUCGGAAUAAUCAUCCUUCGACUAAUAAUUCAACGGCCAAUCCCGAGCGAUUACCACCAAUCGACGAUUUUGCAUUCGCCAUUCGUGAAUCGAUCUCGUCCAAUGAAGAUCUUCUCUCAGAUGGCGGUUCGGUCACCGACUCUUCACCGUCAUCAAUCUCAUCCGACGGCAGCAAUGAAUUCAUACGUUUCAGCAACUCCACUGAUCAAGAACAACCACCGACACGUAACAGCGAACAAACGAUCACUUGUCCCGGCAGAAGUUCAGGAACGAAUCAGUUGGGUCGAACGUACAGUCCUGGAUUACCGCUAUCAAUGAGUGAACGUGAACAAAUUGUUGACUUGUACAAAAAGGGAUGGAAAAUAUGCGAUAUAUCAAAACGUUUAUGUGUAACACAUAGCUGUGUUUCAAAAAUUUUGAACAGGUAUCGUACAACUGGCUCAGUGAGACCAAAGGAUGCGAAAGAAGGUCGUACGGAGUCACCGUUAGUGAUCGCGAUCCGUGACUAUCGGGCUCGAUUGGGUAUGAGUCGUCAGUCAGAGAUUCGUGAGCAGCUGAUUGCCGAUGGCAUUUGCAGCAGAGAGAACGCACCGUCACGAUCAUCCAUAAAUCAGCUAACGCUCUUGCCAAGGAAUAAUCUGUUUGCUUAUCGGAUACCCAAUCUCGAUAUUAAACAACUCUUCCCUUGUUUCGUGGACGGUGUAGAAGAACCAUCCUUUUGUUUCAUGGACACCUCAUGA